AUGGCGAAGGAACAAGUUUCCAAACGUUUAUAUGUUGGAGGGCUUGGCCCUGCGGUUUCCAAGGCUGAGCUGGAAGAAAGAUUUGGCAAGUUUGGGCGUGUUUUGGAUGCAGAGAUUAUUACCAGAAAAGAUGAUCAGGGGAACCCUAUGAAAACUUUUGCUUACCUCAGUGUCAGCAUUUCUGAUGAAGAUCUUAAAAGGUGCAAGUCAGUUUUAAAUAAAACCAAAUGGAAAGGGGGAACACUGCAAAUCGAGUUGGCCAAGGAAAGCUUUUUGCACAGACUUGCCAUGGAGAGGGAGGAGGCAAAGCUGCAGAAAGAGAAACCACAGAGAAAUGACAAAACACGUGUGUUGGAAUCUCUGAAACAGAAUGGAGUUGUGGACUUUCACAUGAAAGCAGUGCCAGGUACAGAGGUGCCAGACCAUAAGAAAUGGGUCGUUGGCAAAUUUGGCAGAGUUUUGCCUGUCCUGCAUCUUAGGAAUCAACAAAAAAAGAAAAUUGUGAAAUAUGACCCAUCAAAAUAUUGCCAUAACCUUAGAAAGCUGGAGCUAGACUUGACACACACAGUUCCUGUGUCUGAGCUCACCUGGCACUUGGGAGGGACGGAUGACAGCACAAGCAGGAAGCGUCAAAGAGAGUUCCCUGGAACCAGGAAACCACCUAAAAAGCUGAGGCCACUGGGCAUCGAGGCUCAGAAUGGAGCAGCAGCUCUCCCCUCUGGGUGUCAGUCACAUUCGAAAUACGCAGGCUCACCACAGCUCAAUCAGAGAUCAAAAUCCAAACCCAGUGAGAAGUCUGAACUGCCUCCAACAAAGAGUCUUAGUAGUGAAAUAUCAGGGAGAGUUUUCUUAUCAGAUCAAAGCAAUGUUAAUGGAUUUGCAGCUCAGAGUGAUACAAGUGUUUCUGACAGUGACAUUGAUUCUGAGGAGGAGAUCAGAGCAAUGGUAAAGAAAGAGGCAGAGGUACAGAAAGCUGAAAAUGUUGAGACUGAAAGUGAUCACUUGGAAAUUGUUGCAGAUAAUUUUGAAUUAAAAUACAAUACUCACUGGUCCUUCAGCAAUCCAGAUGCCUCGGAGAAAGCUAUCAAAGGAAGUUCUAGAGAGACUAGAGAAUGUGAUAAUGGUUAUGAUUCAGCAGAUACAGAUGAAAUUAUUGCUGAAAGUAAAACUCCAGAUCUCAAGAGCAGGAAAACUGCAAUUUGUGAAGAUUCUAAACACGUGAAGGUAGAAAAUAAAGAACUGUUAACUAAUGAAAAAUGUGAUUUAAUAAAUGACUCCUCACUGAAAACUUGCAGUUUAAAAGAACACAUUAAAAGGAAAGGGAAACAUAAAAAAUCCCAAAUUGCUGUCCUGCAGAGUACAGCAGCUGGCAGUACAACAGACACAGGGGAGAGUGAAAGCUCUUGUUCAGAGGCUGAAGUCAGUUCUGACUAUGAGUCCAUGAUGCAAAACUGUUACCGCUUAGACCUUAGUUUAGAUGACUUAAAAGCAUUAGCUACUGAAAGCACUGGGACAACAAAGGAAUCAGAUAGUGCACAAAGCUCUGGUCAGUCCAGUGCUGAAGAAAAUCCCAAAGGUAAUGUAAAUAAAUCAAAACUUUCUAAAUUUCACCCUGCAAUUAAAACAAAAAGCAUCUGCCCUGAAGAUGUGUUGGCUGAUAUUUUAGCAGGGGAGGAGAAUGCUGAUGAGGAAAGCUCCAAGGGACCAAGUAAUUCAGGGUUGAAAUAUCAGCCCUUCAGAGGAAUGGGGUCCCUUUGUUGGAAUGAGUUAUCUAAGGACAGCACUGACUUAAAGGAGAGGUCUUUAACAGUUGAAGCUUGUACGUAUUGUGGGGAGGAGUCACCAGAAAAACAACCUAAGAACCAUCCGUUGUGUCCACUUGGAGUGAGUAGCAAAAAGCGACAGAAGAAGCCUCAUGCACAGCCCGAGGAGCUGUCAGCUGCUGCCUCCUUACCAGCUGGGAGAUGUCAGCCUGUUUCCAGGCCACGUUUACAGGGAAAGAACAAAGAUGUGACUUCUCUACGAGAUGACCGAAGUUCAGAGCGUGGAACUGGUGCUCCCAGUACUGACGAGAGUGACCACAGGAGCAGCGACACAGACAGUGAUGCUGCAGGGACCCAGAAGCACAUUAAACAGCAACAGAGAAACCCAAAACUGCUUCCCAAAAAAUUGAAGAGGAAUGUAAGCAAUAAAAAUCCAGAAUGUGAGGGUAAUAACUGUGAGAGUGGGAAGAGAAGCUUGGAAGAUAAGGAGCUUCAUCUUCGUGCUGCUGCUUCAAAGGAGCCCAGUACCACAGAGAAACAGUUGCAGGAUAACCAGAGGAGGCUGGCAGCUCUGCAGGAGAGACAGCGAGAGAGGGAACUGCAGAAGAAACUCAUUCAAGGAGCUCUUUCAAAUGUGGACAGACAGCCAGCAGGCAAGCAGAAACACAUCAUAUUUGAUUCAGAUGUGGAGAAUGAAGCUGAAGUAGAUGAGCUGUUGAAGAAACAUGCAAGUUUGGGAAAUAGGCAUGGAGAAGAUAAAGCUGCUCCUAAACCUUCAGGCAAACUGUUUGAAAGCAGUGAGGAUGAGCAAGGUGAUACGGACGAUGAGCGAUUCAAAAUUAAGCCCCAGUUUGAAGGCAAAGCUGGUGAAAAACUCUUGAGGCUGCAGUCACGAUUUGGCGCAGACGAAAGAUUCCGCAUGGACGCUCGAUUCCUUGAGAGUGACAGUGAAGAAGAAGAGACAAACAGCUUGAAGGCAGAGGAGGAAGAAGAGUUUGCUGCAGAGAAAAAGAAAAAUCUGGAAAUACUGGGAAGCCUCAUGAAUAUCAACCUGGAACAGCCUAAGCCAACUAAAACAACGUCAAGUGCGAAGAAAUUCAAAGACAUUAAUGCUCUUCGCUAUGACCCCACAAGACAGGACCAUGCCAUUUUUGAAAGGAAACCAAGUGCUGCAGAAAAACAGAGUAAAGCUAAAAAGAAGAAGAAGGAAGAGAAUGAGAAAGUGCCUCAAGUGUCUGAAGAAACUUAUUAUGACAUUGCUGGUGAUUUAAAAGAGUUAUUUGAAUCUUCAAAGAGCAAAUCAGAAAACAAAGAAGAAAUACCCUGGGACAAAGAUGAUGUGGAGGACUCUGCUUCACCUGAUCAUUUGGGACCUAAGUCUGGGAGUAACAUAGCUGAGGAGUCAAGUGGUUUCAAGUUUUCCUUCUUUGGAGACAUGGAGGAGUCAGGCAGAAAAGAAGAGCCCUAUGUGCUUGAAUCAAUCAAACCUGCAAAAGUCGCAUGGCUAGAAGAUCCAGGUUUCCAGGACAGCAGUUCUGAGGGUGAUGAUGAGCCAGAGGCAUCAGAAACUGAAAAGGACCAAGAAAUGUUUCUUCCUUUACCACAGACAGAAAAUGCUAGAUUUUUCUUCUUCUCCAAAGAUGAUGAGCGACUAAGAGAGGGCCCUAAGUUGUUUUGUAGAUCAGUACACUUCAGUGAAGAAAGAGAAGAUUGGGAAAACAGACGUAGAGUAUUGCUUGACGAAUGCUACAAGAAGCAUAAGGAU
Molecule: messenger RNA, 3528 nt
Organism: Acanthisitta chloris (rifleman)
Lineage: Eukaryota; Metazoa; Chordata; Aves; Passeriformes; Acanthisittidae
Gene: NOL8
Product: nucleolar protein 8
Exons: 16
Molecular function (GO): RNA binding
Source: RefSeq, a predicted model, not a curated record